CGUCGCUACAGCGGAGAGAACGAUGACGUGAGGGGAGAGCCGCGAACAUCUAUCUCCUCUGGGCGCAGCUGGGACGGCAGUUCUCACAGCCCCGGAGUCCGAGCUCAGAAGCGCCUCUCCGAGCUCCUCUCCUACCGACCUCGCCCUCCUCCCCGGGCGGGCCGCCUCCCGCGCGGCCUUUACGGCUCCUGGCACGGCCCCGCGCUCGGCUGCCGCCCUGGCGCGCUCCACUCUGUCGUCCCCGGAUGGGCGCGGACCAGCUUGGCCCGGGCGCCGGCGGCUGGGGAGGGGGCGCUGGCCCCGGGGCCGCGCAUGCGCUGCCACCAAUCUGGGGCUCUCAGUGGAGAGCGAGUACUGGCUGGGAGGGGAGACGACCCCCUUCGGGGCCAACGGGCCGCACGCGGAGGCGGCUGUGGGAACGACUCACCCCUUUUCCAGCCCUGGGGCGGGGCUGGGGUCGGGGUCUGGGCCCAUGGGGGCUCCGCCCCCGUCUCCUGGCCUGCCCCCUUCGUGGGCCGCGAUGAUGGCGGCCCUGUACCCGAGCACUGACCUCUCGGGCAUCUCCUCCUCCUCCCUGCCUUCCUCCCCAUCUUCCUCUUCGUCGCCAAACGAAGUGAUGGCGCUGAAGGAUGUGCGGGAGGUGAAGGAGGAGAACACCCUGAAUGAGAAGCUUUUCUUGCUGGCGUGCGACAAGGGUGACUAUUAUAUGGUUAAAAAGAUUUUGGAGGAAAACAGUUCAGGUGACUUGAACAUAAAUUGCGUAGAUGUGCUUGGGAGAAAUGCCAUUACCAUAACUAUUGAAAACGAAAACUUGGAUAUACUUCAGCUUCUUUUGGACUACGGUUGUCAGUCUGCAGAUGCACUUUUGGUGGCAAUCGACUCUGAAGUAGUGGGAGCUGUUGAUAUACUACUUAAUCAUCGGCCAAAACGAUCAUCAAGACCAACCAUAGUAAAACUAAUGGAACGGAUUCAAAAUCCUGAGUAUUCAACAACUAUGGAUGUUGCACCUGUCAUUUUAGCUGCUCAUCGUAACAACUAUGAAAUUCUUACGAUGCUUUUAAAACAGGAUGUGUCUCUACCCAAGCCUCAUGCAGUUGGCUGUGAAUGCACAUUGUGUUCUGCAAAAAACAAAAAGGAUAGCCUCCGACAUUCCAGGUUUCGUCUUGAUAUAUAUCGAUGUUUGGCCAGUCCAGCUCUAAUAAUGUUAACAGAGGAGGAUCCAAUUCUGAGAGCAUUUGAACUUAGUGCUGAUUUAAAAGAACUAAGCCUUGUGGAGGUGGAAUUCAGGAAUGACUAUGAAGAACUAGCUCGUCAGUGCAAAAUGUUUGCUAAAGACUUGCUUGCGCAAGCCCGGAAUUCACGUGAGUUGGAAGUUAUCUUAAAUCAUACAUCAAAUGAUGAACCUCUUGAUAAGCGAGGACUGCUAGAGGAAAGAAUGAAUUUAAGUCGUCUAAAACUUGCUAUCAAAUAUAACCAAAAAGAGUUUGUCUCCCAGUCUAACUGCCAGCAGUUCCUGAACACUGUUUGGUUUGGACAGAUGUCAGGUUACCGACGUAAGCCCACCUGUAAGAAGAUAAUGACUGUUUUGACAGUUGGCAUUUUUUGGCCAGUUUUGUCACUGUGUUAUUUGAUAGCUCCCAAAUCUCAACUUGGCAGAAUCAUUCAUACACCUUUUAUGAAAUUUAUUAUUCAUGGAGCAUCAUAUUUCACAUUUUUACUGUUGUUAAAUCUGUACUCACUGGUCUACAAUGAGGAUAAGAAAAACACAAUGGGACCAGCUCUUGAAAGAAUAGACUAUCUUCUUAUUCUGUGGAUUAUUGGGAUGAUUUGGUCAGAUAUUAAAAGACUCUGGUAUGAAGGUUUGGAAGACUUUUUAGAAGAAUCUCGUAAUCAACUCAGUUUUGUCAUGAAUUCCCUUUAUUUGGCAACCUUUGCUCUCAAAGUGGUUGCUCACAACAAGUUUCAUGAUUUUGCUGAUCGGAAGGACUGGGAUGCAUUCCAUCCUACACUUGUGGCAGAAGGGCUUUUUGCAUUUGCAAAUGUUCUGAGUUAUCUUCGGCUCUUUUUUAUGUAUACGACCAGCUCUAUCUUGGGGCCCUUACAGAUUUCAAUGGGACAGAUGCUACAAGACUUUGGAAAAUUUCUUGGAAUGUUUCUUCUUGUUUUGUUUUCUUUUACAAUUGGACUGACACAACUCUAUGAUAAAGGCUAUACACCAAAAGAACAGAAAGACUGUGUAGGCAUCUUCUGCGAACAGCAAAGCAAUGACACCUUCCAUUCGUUCAUUGGUACUUGCUUUGCUCUGUUCUGGUAUAUUUUCUCCUUGGCACAUGUGGCAAUCUUUGUCACAAGAUUUAGCUAUGGAGAAGAAUUGCAGUCGUUUGUUGGAGCUGUCAUUGUUGGUACAUACAAUGUUGUAGUUGUCAUUGUGCUUACGAAGCUGCUGGUAGCAAUGCUUCAUAAAAGCUUUCAGUUAAUAGCAAAUCAUGAAGACAAAGAAUGGAAAUUUGCUCGUGCAAAGCUGUGGCUUAGCUACUUUGAUGACAAAUGUACGUUACCCCCACCUUUCAACAUCAUUCCUUCACCAAAGACUAUUUGCUAUAUGAUUAGUAGCCUCAGUAAGUGGAUUUGCUCUCACACUUCAAAAGGCAAGGUCAAAAGGCAAAAUAGUUUAAAGGAAUGGAGAAAUUUGAAGCAGAAGAGAGAUGAAAACUACCAAAAAGUGAUGUGCUGCCUAGUGCAUCGUUACUUGACCUCCAUGAGACAGAAGAUGCAAAGCACGGAUCAGGCAACUGUGGAAAAUCUAAAUGAACUGCGCCAAGAUUUAUCAAAGUUCCGAAAUGAAAUAAGAGAUUUGCUUGGCUUUCGGACUUCCAAAUAUGCUAUGUUUUACCCAAGAAAUUAACCAUUUUCUAAAUCUUAGAGAAAAUAAUUUUCAAUAUCAAAUCUGAAAGACUUUAUUUACAUAACUUGCAGUUAAACCAAUAAUAUAUAUAAAUAAUUAUGUAAAAGCCAUUCUUUAAAAUAUUUAUAUCAUAAAAAUGUAAUAUAUGUAUAUAGAAUUAGUUUUUUAAAACUUGUCAAUGACUUUUUACAAAAUAGGUUAAGUAGAUAGGGUUUUUUUGUUGGCAUGAUGCUUUGUUUUCUUAAUUGAACAGUGCUUUAAAAUGUUUUUCUUUUAUGUUAAAGAGGAGCAGUUAUAAUUGUACACAUUAUUUAGCAAGUUUUUUAAAAUGAAAAACAGCAAAUGUGGGCUCAUCUUCUGACCAUAGAAUACAGUUGAAACAUAGAAGUCAUGGUUUUUAAAAUGUUUUAGGAGUUUAGGAGUUCAUAUAUUAGUAUUUAUUAUUCAGGAGUAUAGUUUUAUUUAAAAUCAUAGUCUAUUUUUUCUUUCUCGUUUUGUUAUAUCCUUCAGCAACAACGGGGAAGUCUAAUGAAUAUUUGAAUCUGUCUCUCAGUGUAAAUUCACUUUGUUUUUUGUUAUUGUAAUAUAUUUACUUUUACAUUGUUAUAAUCAUUUUAUACUUUAAAUUUUUUUCACUUAACAGUAUUUUAUAUACAUGUAUAUUUCCAUAUGUUGGUGUACUCCAUGUAUUUAAAUUUUAUAAAAUUACAUAGUUUUUGAAAAAUAUAGUCAGUAGAUUUUUAUUUUAUAGCUAUAGAAUAUUUGUUUCUGAGUCUGCAUAGUUACUUCUCUAGGCAUUUCGUUGCUUUUCAAAGUUUUACUUUUCUAAAUAGCACUAUUAAGUUUUCCAAGUUGGAAUGAAUAUAUGUAAUUAUGAAAUAGAAUAUGCUUCUGUAUGAUGUGUGAUCACAGUCUGUUUUGGUCUUGGAAAACACUGACAGACCCCUUAGGAAGGAUUUGUUUUUAUUUAUAUUUAUAUUGGAAUUAAGGUUCUUGAGCUUAUCUCCCGAAGUAUUUUCCACAGAAAUUAAUGUAACUUCUAUAAAAGUGAUUUCAUGCUUAUUUGAGGAUCAUCCUCACUACUUAAAAUGAAAAGCAUUUUUUUUUAAUUUGAGAAUAAAAUAUCCAUUUAAUUUUUUUUCUGUAUUCAUCUAAGGGAUAUAGCUAAAAUUUUCACUAUUAUAUAUUCUUGCAACAUUUCUAGUUAAGAAGGAAUUUGGUAUAAAAUUAUCUUCUUAACUGAAUGUCAGAUGGUCUUAAGGCCACAGGGUGCAGGUAGCCCUUGGUCUAUAAGUACCACCAGUCCAGGGAUCAUUGUCUAAAUAUGUUAAUAUUAUGUUUUGUCUUGCUUUUUAAUUUUAUUUUUUUAAUUUCCAGAUUUUUAGUGUUCCCUCUUUUGGGAAAAUUCUUAUAAAAAUGUUUAUUGUAAAGUUAUAUAUUUUGUCUACACUGGAAUUAUGCAUUUCCUGAUUGGGAUUUUACAUCAGGAUUUUUAGUCAUUCUAAAAAAAAACCUAACUAUUAAAAUAUUUAUAGAGUGCCUAUAAUAUGCAUGAGUUACCUUUCAGGUAUAUUUUGAAUGACAGUAUAUUGUAAGAAAAAAGAUGAAUAAAACUUGACAUUAGAUUAUAAA
Octodon degus (degu) is the source of this 4537-nucleotide messenger RNA. RefSeq names its product transient receptor potential cation channel subfamily C member 1 (gene Trpc1). Gene Ontology annotation, cellular component: membrane; cation channel complex. The record is from RefSeq and is a predicted model, not a curated record. Gene Ontology annotation, molecular function: inositol 1,4,5 trisphosphate binding; store-operated calcium channel activity; protein binding. NCBI's taxonomy places the organism in Eukaryota, Metazoa, Chordata, Mammalia, Rodentia, Octodontidae. Gene Ontology annotation, biological process: manganese ion transport; calcium ion transmembrane transport; regulation of cytosolic calcium ion concentration. Bases 473 to 2905 code for a protein of 810 amino acids. The transcript has 13 exons.